CAAAAGUUAAAAAAAAAAAAAAAACUUUGGUGAGAAGUCUAUAAAAGCUGUGUGUUCCCAAAGAUUCGUCCUAUUUGGCAGCUGCUGCCUCAUCCACAGCUUCAGAUCUCUAAGACUCUCCUCUCCCAAACUACCUGUCACCAUGGCCCACCGAUUUCCAGCCCUCACCCCAGAACAGAAAAAGGAGCUCUCAGAAAUUGCCCAGCGUAUUGUCGCCAAUGGGAAGGGGAUCCUGGCUGCCGAUGAGUCUGUAGGCACCAUGGGAAACCGCCUGCAGAGGAUCAAGGUGGAGAACACGGAAGAGAACCGCCGGCAGUUCCGAGAGCUCCUCUUCACUGUGGACGACUCCAUCAACCAGAGCAUCGGGGGUGUGAUCCUGUUCCAUGAGACCCUCUACCAGAAGGACAGCCAGGGAAAGCUGUUCAGAAACAUCCUUAAGGAAAGGGGGAUCGUGGUGGGGAUCAAGUUAGACCAAGGAGGUGCUCCCCUUGCAGGAACAAACAAAGAAACCACCAUUCAAGGGCUCGAUGGCCUUUCUGAGCGCUGUGCUCAGUAUAAGAAAGAUGGCGCUGACUUUGGGAAGUGGCGUGCUGUGCUGAGGAUCGACAACCAGUGUCCAUCCAACCUCGCUAUCCAGGAAAACGCCAACGCCCUGGCCCGCUACGCCAGCAUCUGUCAGCAGAAUGGGCUGGUCCCCAUUGUUGAACCAGAGGUAAUACCUGAUGGAGACCACGACAUGGAACACUGCCAGUAUGUUACUGAGAAGGUCCUAGCUGCUGUCUACAAGGCCCUAAAUGACCAUCAUGUUUACCUGGAGGGCACCCUGCUGAAGCCCAACAUGGUGACUGCUGGACAUGCCUGCACCAAGAAGUAUACUCCAGAGCAAGUGGCUAUGGCCACUGUCACAGCUCUCCACCGUACUGUUCCUGCAGCUGUUCCUGGCAUCUGCUUUUUGUCUGGUGGCAUGAGUGAAGAGGAUGCGACUCUCAACCUCAAUGCUAUCAACCUUUGCCCUCUACGGAAGCCCUGGAAACUAAGUUUCUCUUAUGGACGGGCUCUGCAGGCCAGCGCACUGGCUGCCUGGAGUGGCAAGGCUGCAAACAAGAAGGCGACUCAGGAGGCUUUUAUGAAGCGGGCUGUGGCUAACAGCCAGGCAGCCCAAGGCAAGUACGUCCACACGGGCUCUUCUAGUUCUGCUUCCACCCAGUCUCUCUUCACAGCAUCCUAUACCUACUAGAACCGGAGGCAGGCCAGCUGGCUCCAGCUCUGCUCCGUGUCUUGGUAGGAGGGCUGAAAGGGAACAACCUUUUCACCGACCCUGGAAUUUAGACAAAAUUAGAUUGGAACUAUUGGAAACACAAUACAUGUUAAAUUCUUAGACACAAGGAAAAAUAUCAGUUAUUGAAACUUAAGUCUGAAUAUCAAGGACCUGACGAAAUUCAGGCUUCCUUGCCACACUUCCAAGUGCCCCACGCCCCAGAGUACCAUCUAAGAAAAGAAUAAGACUUUAAAAUCAGCUGUCCAUCCAAAUAACGACCACUGAAUGAAACAUCUCAGAAGCCGAGGGCAGAGAAAUGCUUCUUAUGAAACUUUCUUAGCAGUGGUAGGGGAUAAAGGAGACAGGUGCAACCAAAGAAGAAAUAAAAUCUGCUGCGAACCUUC
Rhinolophus ferrumequinum (greater horseshoe bat) is the source of this 1662-nucleotide messenger RNA. RefSeq names its product aldolase, fructose-bisphosphate B (gene ALDOB). Gene Ontology annotation, biological process: fructose 1,6-bisphosphate metabolic process; glycolytic process. NCBI's taxonomy places the organism in Eukaryota, Metazoa, Chordata, Mammalia, Chiroptera, Rhinolophidae. The transcript has 9 exons. Gene Ontology annotation, molecular function: fructose-bisphosphate aldolase activity; fructose-1-phosphate aldolase activity. Gene Ontology annotation, cellular component: cytosol. Bases 143 to 1237 code for a protein of 364 amino acids. The record is from RefSeq and is a predicted model, not a curated record.